UAGGUACAAGUUCUAUCCCGACACAUGCAUUCGCUCCCCCUCACUCUCCCUCCACCAAUAUCACCAGGCCCCAAAACACUCCUUCCUUCCACUUCAACCAUGGCUUUGACGUCUUCUAUUUCUCUACGGCCUUUCUUUUCGUCCGCCACCACUGAUCUAAACGACCACAGCUUAAUCUCAGGGAACUUGUUGAAGAACUUUUCGCUCAAUAGACCAACUUUGAAAGGAAGCCAGUUGUUUAGGAGGUCGUUCAAAUUGACUUGUUCAAUAGACAGAGAAAUGGAUGUUAGCACAUCGGCUUUGAUUGAUGGUGUAGCAGAGUGCCUAAAUGAAACGCAGGUGGAGCCAAGUAUUUCAACCAUGGUGCUGAAUUUUGAGAAUAAGUUUGAUCCUUAUGAAGCGAUCAGUACACCAAUUUACCAAACUGCUACUUUUAAGCAGCCAUCAGCAACCGAAAAUGGCCCCUAUGAUUAUACCAGGAGUGGAAAUCCUACACGGGACGCUUUAGAAAGCCUCCUCGCAAAGCUUGAUAAAGCAGAUCGAGCAUUUUGCUUCACUAGUGGAAUGGCUGCUUUGGCUGCUGUUUCUCAUCUUGUUGGAACUGGUGAGGAAAUUGUUGCUGGAGAUGACCUGUAUGGUGGUUCUGAUCGGUUGCUGUCAAAAGUAAUUCCAAAAAAUGGAAUAGUAGUGAAGCGAGUAAAUACAAGUGAUUUGGAUGAGGUUGCAUCUGCCAUCGGACGGCGAACAAAGCUUGUCUGGCUGGAGAGUCCAACCAACCCUCGGCAACAAAUAUCUGAUAUUAGAAAAAUAGCAGAGAUGACUCAUAAAUAUGAUGCUCUUCUGUUGGUGGAUAAUAGUAUGAUGUCCCCAAUAUUGUCACAACCCUUGACACUCGGAGCAGACAUCGUUAUGCACUCAGCUACAAAAUUUAUUGCUGGACAUAGUGAUCUCAUGGCCGGCGUGCUUGCUGUGAGAGGGGAAAGCUUGGCAAAAGACUUGUAUUUCCUACAAAAUGCAGAAGGCUCUGGGCUAGCUCCAUUUGACUGUUGGAUCUGCUUACGAGGAAUUAAGACAAUGGCUUUACGAGUUGAGAAGCAACAGGAGAAUGCACAGAAGAUUGCUGAAUUUCUUUCAUCCCAUCAUCGAGUGAAGAAAGUUUACUACGCUGCUCUUACUAAUCAUCCUGGAUACGAUUUACAUAAUUCCCAGGCAAAGGGUGCAGGGUCUGUGCUUAGCUUUUUAACGGGCUCACUGGCACUCUCAAAGCAUAUUGUUGAGACUACCAAGUACUUCAGCAUAACUGUCAGUUUUGGGAGUGUGAAGUCCCUCAUAAGCAUGCCCUGCUUCAUGUCUCACGCAAGCAUUCCUGCUGCAGUACGUGAGGCCAGAGGGUUGACAGAAGAUCUGGUCAGAAUAUCAGUGGGGAUCGAGGAUGUGAAUGAUUUAAUUGCUGAUUUAGACCACGCGCUUAGAACUGGACCUCAGUAGGCGCCCGCAGUAACCUGAAACAGCUUCAAAUUAUUUACAUACAGAUAAUAUGACUAAACGUGCGUAGGAAUGGUUCCCUUAUUAAAAAAGUGCGUAGGAAUGGUCCAAUUGUGGAGCUUUGUAGGAUUUGGUUUCUGCAAUUUUGAAUGCUUGAUUGGAAUGCAUCUCAUUUUUCUUUUGUGGCCCAAA
Messenger RNA from Juglans regia (Persian walnut), 1677 nucleotides. Its product is annotated as cystathionine beta-lyase, chloroplastic-like. The coding region runs from base 25 to 1488 and encodes 487 amino acids. The transcript is spliced from 13 exons. NCBI's taxonomy places the organism in Eukaryota, Viridiplantae, Streptophyta, Magnoliopsida, Fagales, Juglandaceae. The record is from RefSeq and is a predicted model, not a curated record. Gene Ontology annotation, molecular function: pyridoxal phosphate binding. Gene Ontology annotation, cellular component: cytoplasm. Gene Ontology annotation, biological process: 'de novo' L-methionine biosynthetic process; transsulfuration.